Messenger RNA from Ctenocephalides felis (cat flea), 1415 nucleotides. Its product is annotated as zinc finger protein 567-like. Gene Ontology annotation, molecular function: DNA-binding transcription factor activity; zinc ion binding; RNA polymerase II cis-regulatory region sequence-specific DNA binding. Gene Ontology annotation, cellular component: nucleus. The record is from RefSeq and is a predicted model, not a curated record. Lineage: Eukaryota; Metazoa; Arthropoda; Insecta; Siphonaptera; Pulicidae. The coding region runs from base 18 to 1343 and encodes 441 amino acids. The transcript has 2 exons. Gene Ontology annotation, biological process: regulation of transcription by RNA polymerase II.
UGAAUUUCGAAACAAAGAUGUGCAGAGCAUGUCUGAUUCAAUCAGAAAAACUGCAGCCAUUAUUUUUUGGUCAAUACAGUUUCUAUGAUUCUGAUAGUGUAUUAAAUAUGUUUAUUAAUUGCACAUCCUUAGAAGCAACUGAAUAUGAUCAGUACCCGAAACAUAUAUGUGAUAAUUGUCUAACAGACUUACGUAAAGCUUAUGAUUUUUGGAAAAGAUGUAGAAAUUCUGUUGAAAAACUCAAUAAUCGGAACAAAAAUGUAAUAUAUUUUGAAAGCAAAGUAGAAGUUAAACCUGAAAUAAAUACUGGCAGUAUUAUAGAACAAGAUCCAUUAAAAACAAUUAUAUGCAAUGAUGUUAAUGUAAAAGAACAAAAUGAAAUAUUGAUAUAUCCUAAAAGCGAGUUGAAUAUUUCUUUAAGUACAAAUUUAGAGUCCAGGCAGAAUAACAUUAGAUUAAGUUUGGAAAAGGAUACGGCCAAAAAUUCUGUUUGUGAAUUGAAGAAUAAUGGAACACUUUCCGAAGAUGUGGCAAGUAAAAGCGAAGAAAACAUAUGUACUGAAAUACAUGAAUCAAAGACAUUUGAUUUAGAGCAAGAGAUAAACAAUAAAAUUAACUUUUUAGAAAGUUCAAUACUCAACCAAAAAGUAUCUCCUGAAAUGAAUACAUACAUUAAACCUGCUUCAAAAAGAAAUAAAAUUUCUUUAAAAAAGGUUAUUAAAAAAGGUGUUGAUAAAACUGAAAAAUCCCAUCUAUGUCAUGAAUGUGGAAAAACAUUUCUGAAGCCCCAUCAAUUAACUAGCCAUUUACGUGUUCAUUCUGGUAUUAAGCCUUACAAAUGUGAAACAUGCAAUGCCCAAGUGAAAGAUUACUCCAACUUUAUGGUUCAUUUAAGAACACAUAAUCGGGAAGCUAGUACAAAAUACAGCUGUGAUCAAUGUAAUAAAGUUUUUGGUACUUGGAGUGGUAGGUAUUAUCAUAUUAAACGCAAUCACUCUCCUAAACAAUUCAUUUGUGAGGUAUGUUCAAAAGCAUUUGGCCUGAAACAACAUUUGAAACAGCAUUUCAAAAUACAUACAGGGGAAAGACCUCACAUCUGUAAUGAAUGUGGCAAAUGCUUCCGAGUAAAAUCAAUCCUCAGAGAACAUAUGCUGAUACAUGCUGGAGAAAAAAAGUUUUCAUGCACAGUGUGUGACAAACGAUUUACUGGUAAAAAACAUGUGGUUCAGCACAUGGUCACACACACUGGUAUUCGGAAACAUAAAUGUGAAAUUUGUCAGAAAGCAUUUACACAGCGUCAUGUUUUAAGAUCACAUCUUAAAAUGCAUGAAAAAGAUAAAUGAUGAAUGGCUUUUUAUAAUUAUGAACUUUUAUAAAGUUGUAAAAGAUAGCUAUCAGAACAUAAUGAAAAAUAG